Molecule: messenger RNA, 666 nt
Organism: Cotesia congregata
Lineage: Eukaryota; Metazoa; Arthropoda; Insecta; Hymenoptera; Braconidae
Source: the annotation of a GenBank genome assembly
UGGACUCAAGAUAGAUUAAGUAUUGAUUAUUUAAUUUUUGAAGAAUUCGGCAAGGAAGAGUCCAAGAAAUUCAAAGUCAGCCCAGACGCAGUGAUGCAGCUGGCGUUUCAACUGGCUCUUUACAAGAAAGAAAAAAGGGCUGUAGCGACCUACGAAUCUUGCAGCACCUCAGCUUUCAUACAUGGACGUACUGAGACAGUGAGAUCGUGUACGAAUGAAACCAAAGCACUUUGCAAGGCUAUUGUUGAACAUGGAGCUUCCUCAGUCGGUGAUGAUGAGCUGAAAAAAUUGAUGUUAGAAUGCAGUAAGGCGCACAAUAAUCUCAUGAAAGAAGCUGCGAUGGGCCAGGGCUUUGAUAGACAUUUAUUCGCUUUGAGGAAGAUUGUUGAAGAGUCUGAGGGUAUCAGAAUGCCUCUUCUGUUUAAAGAUCCAGCUUAUGAAAAAUUAAAUCACAAUAUUUUGUCUACUUCGACUUUGUCCAGUCCAGAAGUUAUGGCUGGAGGAUUUGGACCAGUUGUCGAGGAUGGAUAUGGCAUUGGAUAUAUGAUCCAAGAUCACAAGCUAAGCUCAGUAGUGACGUCUUACCGAGACCACCGAGACGCUUCAGAAUACAUUAAGUAUUUAAAAUCAGCAUUUGAAGAUAUCCAUAGGAUUUUAAAGAGUAAA